Baudoinia panamericana UAMH 10762 is the source of this 805-nucleotide messenger RNA. RefSeq lists its product as uncharacterized. The record is from RefSeq and is a predicted model, not a curated record. NCBI's taxonomy places the organism in Eukaryota, Fungi, Ascomycota, Dothideomycetes, Mycosphaerellales, Teratosphaeriaceae. The transcript is spliced from 2 exons. The coding region runs from base 90 to 605 and encodes 171 amino acids.
GGGCGAUGCAGGAGAUUGCGGUCUCCCGCGAUCUGCCACUGUUCGUGUGCGGUAACAACAUGUAGUGAUCGCUUGUGGAGUCCGCCCAGAUGUGUACUUGUUCUUCGUUCAAUACAGGGCGGUUCCUAGUUGCCGUACUGUCUGACAACCCGCACGCUUCUUACAUCCUACGCUUCACCCAGUCAGAGGUGCUGUCCUGGAGAAUGAUGAAAACUUCACCAUCGGCAUGCAAUAUAAGGGGCGGUAGGCAUGUUAUGCUCCUUCUUUCGCACUCCGCAGCCUUUGAGACCUCGGAGCCGCGCGAUCGUGUUUAUGCAUUGUACAGGCUACACAAGAUGGCAGGCAUUGUAGACUUCACGCCACCCUAUAGCAUGAAUAUAGCUGGGAUAUACCAGCUGGUCACGGAGUUAGUGCUGAGAUUGAAAGGCGAUCUCGACGUGCUCGAGUUGAUGCCGCACGACCCGGCGGAAGACCUGCCGUCCUGGUUUGUAGGCUUGUCGCAACAGCCUCCAGCAAGCCUGCCAGUGCCUACUCAAACUCAGAAGCAGCGUACGAGGACAGAAACGAAGCUGGCGCGACACCAGUUCUUAGCCUCCUGUAUCUGAGCAAAUCGAUGCCGACUACGAUUGCAUGACCCUAGCCUCUGAGGAUCUGAAGGCUCCAGAACCCGACCCUCCGCACAUUGAAGCAGGGGUCCUGCGAGCGACAGGCUCGGUUAUUGACGAAAUCAUAGAAAUGUCACACCCGUCAGCCGGCAUUGCUGCAGCCUUCUGUUACGCUGGAAGACUGACUCGGCACUUCGAAG